This is a messenger RNA of Pararge aegeria (speckled wood butterfly), 1515 nucleotides long. Its product is annotated as sugar transporter ERD6-like 15. NCBI's taxonomy places the organism in Eukaryota, Metazoa, Arthropoda, Insecta, Lepidoptera, Nymphalidae. The record is from RefSeq and is a predicted model, not a curated record. The coding region runs from base 1 to 1515 and encodes 504 amino acids. Gene Ontology annotation, cellular component: membrane. The transcript is spliced from 3 exons. Gene Ontology annotation, biological process: transmembrane transport. Gene Ontology annotation, molecular function: transmembrane transporter activity.
AUGGAACAAUCUGCCGAAAUAGAUCAGGUUGCAGUUAGAUUAAAGACCACUAAGUCUUCAUGGAUGCCGCUACUAAGACAGAUGUUUGUGUGCAGUGGAGUAACAUCAUACUUUUUCAUUUAUGGACUAUUUUUUGGUGCGCCGACUGUUUAUGUUCCGCAAAUACGUAAAGAAGCUAAUUCAACUGAGGCUAUUAGCAUGGAGGCAGUAUCUUGGUUAUUUUCCAUCUCCAGCUAUGGAUCUCUACCAUGGGCAAUAAUUUGUCCAGUAAUUGCACAACGAUAUGGGAGAAAAGCACCAUACGUUAUUCUAUGGAUAAACACAAUUAUAUGCGUUUCUUUACUUUACUUCAGUAAAAGUGUCACUGAACUUUUUGUAAGUGGGUUUUUACAAGGAAUGCUCCCUACUGUACAAAUAGCGGUCUCUGUCAUGGUUCUCACUGAAUAUACUUCACCCAAAUAUAGAGGAAUAUUUAUUACUUUCAAGGGUGCAACGUUCUACUGGGGUAUUUGGAUCUCUAAUGCUAUCGGAACCUUUUUCCAUUGGAAAAAUAUUUGCAUAUUGAUUUUUAUAUGCUGUAUAUACAAUAUUAGUAUAUUAUUUUGGCCUGACUCGCCCGUUUGGUUGGCAACUAAAGGAAGAUUCGAAGACUGUGCAAGAUGCCAUCGUUGGUUAAAAGGGGAAGAUGAAGAUUCUGAAUCAGAACUUAAACAGCUUAUAUCGUCACAAAAAGAAAACUUAAAGCGAAAGCAUGAACGUAAACAAGAUAACAAAAGGAACUGCUUUAUUCAAUUAUAUGACUCCGUGAAAGCCAAAACAUUUUACAUACCGCUAAUAUAUUCACUACUCACAAUAUGCCUUUAUCAUUUUUCAGGGAAGUUGGCUUGUUCUGGAUACAUUAUUGAUAUUAUUAAAACGAUAACUGCUAGUGAAUCAACAGCAUAUGAAGGAAUGCUAGUAUUAGAUGGUGUUACUGUACUGGGAAUGUAUAUUGGCGUUUUUCUUAAUAAGAUUCUCAAACGGCGUACAUUGUUGUUAGGUGCAGCGUCUAUCGGAGUUAUAUUUUUAUUUAUUUUAUCAAUAUAUUUGUAUUUAUUAAAUUUGAAUGUAUUGCUAGAAAAUAAGUAUUUCACAUUAUUCCUUUUAACAGGGUUUUCAGUAACAAUAAGUUGCGGUCCUAUGAUAAUGUCUAUGUGUUUGUCUAGCGAAAUGACACCAUUAAGAAAUAGGACUUUAUUUUUGUGUCUAUUUGCCAUUUUAAAUAAUACCGUUGCGGGAACGAUUUUGAAAAUGUUUCCUUAUAUUUUAAAAUAUUUUUACUCGCAUGGAGCAUUCUUUUUCUAUGCUACAAUGUCGUCAAUAUUUAUUUCUAUUCUCUAUAAGGUAUUACCCGAAACAAAAGACAAGACAAUUCAAGAGAUAGAGAAAUAUUUUACGGGCGAUGCCAAUGUGUCGAAAAAAGAAUUAUUAAAUUUAGAAAAAGAUUGUAACAGAAAAUUACUUCCAGAACCAUGA